AUGUAUCUCUUUCUGCUUCUUCAGGCGUUCGUUCGCUUUGCACAUGGGGGCCUCGACUGCCGACCUGAGGGUCCGGCGGUACCGCGUCCGCUCAACCUGGCCAACUCCAACACUUUCCAACUCGCCCUGUCGUCGUUCGAAGAGCAACUAGAACAGGCCUUGUCGGCUAAGACAAAUGCAGGCUGGGUUGUCGAAAACACAUCCUUCUCCCUGGCCGUUGUGUCCACUGACCAAGGUCCUCCUUCAAUACCUCUGUGGGAGUUUCACCACCUAGCCAGCAACAGCGUCGAUGGGACGAAAGACGUCAAUGGGAAUUCCCAGUACCUUAUUGGUUCAGUCUCCAAGGUCUUUUCGACACUUGUGCUGCUCAAGAGCGGCCUAAAUCUUGAUAGUCCCAUCACUGACUACAUCCCGGAACUCAAUGACACGUCCUCGUCCAUUCCGUGGGCUAAUGUGUCACUUCGCGCAUUGGGCUCGCAUCUUUCGGGCGCUCCGUCUAAUUACGGAUUCUCUGAGUACUACUAUCUCAAGGAGUACUUUGAGUCACUUGGCUUUCCCACUAUCAACGAAAGCGCAUUUGGCCCCUGUGGUGUGACUGGGUUGAACGAAGCUUGCACUAAAGCCCAGCUCCUCGAAGGCAUGCUCCGUUCGUACCCGACUGCUGCGGUUAUGGAACGUCCUGCCUACUCGAAUGUUGCUUUCACCAUCUUUAUCAUGGCUGUAGAGCAAGCAACAGGAAUGAGCUAUUCGGAACUUCUAAAAACUCUAGUUUCCGGACCCCUAAGACUCACAAACACUCACGUCAGCCCUGGAGUAUCGUCCAGAGCGGUGAUCCCUCCGGUGGACAACGGCUGGGGCAGCGACUAUGGUAUCAAUGCGCCGGGUGGUGGUCUCGUUUCGUCGUUAUCGGAUCUCUCGGCUCUAGCCCAUGGUAUUCUUUCUAGGAAGGUUCUCUCGCCGGCCAAGACGCGAGAAUGGCUCAAACCACACGCUUUCGCCGGGUCCCCUCACUCAUUCGUAGGGCUUCCCUGGGAGAUCUUUCGACCUCCAAAUCUCGUCCCCGAAAAUCCUCAUCCCGUGGCCAUAUAUGCCAAGUCUGGUGGCGCGUACGGGUAUCGCAGUCAACUGGCCAUCCUCGACGAGUACGGCGUUGCCGUAGUUAUUCUCACUGCAGGUGAUAUGGCUGCGGUCCCACACAUCUAUGACGCCAUGCUUGCUACGACUGUACCAGCCGUCGAUGCUGUUGCGAGAGAGCAAGCAGGCGAUCUCAGCGGUACUUUCGUCAACAGCCCCUCACACAGCUGCAUCAAUGCAACAAUCACCCAAGACAACAAUUCACUCAUUCUCUCGUCGUUGGCCCACAAUCAGUCUGACAUUCUAUCUGCACUGACCGAGAUUUGGGCGGUGACAGUCGGCUCUCAACUAACCCCCAUCGAAUCCACAUUCAGAAUCUUCCCAACCGAUGACAUUUCCACAUCCAUAGUGGAUGGGAGAAACGUGACGAGAGAGGCAUGGCGAAUCUGGUUCGAACCGAGGUACAGUACCGGCUCCGAUCUUCCGGGCAGCGGAGUUGGUUCGCAGGACUGCAUGUCAUGGACCCUCAAUGACUGGAUCUACUAUGGUUCCGAACCUGUGGAUCGAUUUGUGUUUGUACGAGAUGCAGAAACAAAGGAAGUGGUGGGUCUCGAAUUUCCUUUCCUACGAUCUGACCUCUUGGGUAGAGUCGGGAAUAGGGAUCCUGUUGAUUCAAUCGGGUGUCCUUGA
Molecule: messenger RNA, 1764 nt
Organism: Colletotrichum destructivum
Lineage: Eukaryota; Fungi; Ascomycota; Sordariomycetes; Glomerellales; Glomerellaceae
Product: Putative beta-lactamase/transpeptidase
Exons: 3
Coding region: 1-1764 (587 amino acids)
Source: RefSeq, a predicted model, not a curated record